Molecule: messenger RNA, 597 nt
Organism: Opisthorchis viverrini
Lineage: Eukaryota; Metazoa; Platyhelminthes; Trematoda; Opisthorchiida; Opisthorchiidae
Exons: 5
Coding region: 1-597 (198 amino acids)
Source: RefSeq, a predicted model, not a curated record
AUGCAGCGUCUGCUGUACUCGAUGGGUCUUGGGAGGAUUUAUACAAAGGAAACUGCGGCCUACCUACGGACGCCGAACAGUUUUGGAAACAAGUGCUCUCACCUCCAAAACACGCGGAUAGCCGACCAAGUCGCAUAUACCAUCCGACUGGAGCUUGAUCGAGCCAAUUACAGGAGAGGAAUUUGGCCGUACGAUCCGUUAAAUGGACAAUUCGUCUCCAGGCCUGGACAAGCUCACACCCAGGACGCUCCGCCGUGUAAAGAAAUAUCGCCCCUGAAAUCUUCCGAUGCCUACUUAGAUAGCCUUUCAACAGAACUGAUGGCCUGGGUUACACUCACAAAAUGUUGUUACGUCCCAAACCUCCGCUGUUUGGGACGGCCCGUUUUUGAGAAGUUUAGGGCACUCACGUCAACGUCUUUCAUUCAUCCUGACCUAAUCGCUCGCUGUGAUAUACGUAAGUAUAGUCUCGGAUGGGUAUGGAGAAAUUUUGUAGAACAAAGCGAGGCAGAUGUACGGUGCUUUAAAUCGUUCUUUUGCCAGCAACUCAACUCUUUUACCAUGAAUUGUGAUGCUGAUAUUUGGUUCACCAAUCGAUGA